Molecule: messenger RNA, 2997 nt
Organism: Maudiozyma saulgeensis
Lineage: Eukaryota; Fungi; Ascomycota; Saccharomycetes; Saccharomycetales; Saccharomycetaceae
Source: the annotation of a GenBank genome assembly
AUGGUUGAAGAAUUAGAAAAUAAGAAAAAACCUCAAGAGGUUCAAAAGGAUGAGACCGUUCCUGCAACGGAAAAGGUCCAAACUAAGAAUAAGAAGAAGGAUGAAGAAGAAGAACAAUUAUCUGAAGAAGAUGCUAAAUUGAAAGAAGACUUAGAACUUUUGGUUGAAAGAUUGAAGGAAAAUGAUGCUUCUUUAUAUGAACCUUCUUUACAAAAAUUGAAAGAAUUUAUUCAAAGUUCUACAAGUUCAAUGACAGCUGUCCCUAAACCACUGAAAUUUUUACGUCCAGCUUACCCAAGUCUAUGUAGUGUUCAUGACAAGUGGACAGACAAGAAAUCCAAGUCAAGUUUGGCCGGUAUCCUAUCUGUGCUGUCCAUGACUUAUUCUGAAAAUGGUAAAUAUGAUUCUCUUAGAUUUAGAUUAUUAUCAGAUGAAACAGAUCUAGAGAGUUGGGGUCAUGAAUAUAUUCGUCAUUUAGCCCUUGAGAUUGGUGAAGUUUAUAACGAUCAAUUGGAAAAGGAAGCAGACUUAACUUCCGAUGGUUCAAAAGAAGCAACCCCUACAUCGACAGAUUUCGAAUUUUCUAACGAGGAUAUAUUACAAUUAUCAUUAGAUAUUGUUCCAUAUUUCUUAAAACAUAAUGGUGAAGAGGAUGCUGUCGAUUUAUUAUUAGAGAUUGAAUCAAUUGAAAAAUUACCACAAUUUAUUGAUGAAAACACAUACCAAAGAGUAUGCAAGUAUAUGAUUGCAUGUGUCCCAUUAUUACCUCCACCUGAAGAUAUAUCAUUCCUACAAACCGCAUUUUCCAUUUAUUUAUCACAAUCUCAAUUGACUGAGGCACUAGCUAUUGCUAUUAGAUUAGGUAACGAAGAACUAAUGGGAUCAGUGUUUGAUGCCACAAAUGAUAAAGUCGUACACCAACAAUUGGCUUAUAUCUUAGCAGUUCAAAAAGUUUCAUUCGAAUAUGAGGGUGUACAAGAUAUUAUUGGUAACACUAAAUUGUCUGAACAUUUCUUAUAUUUAGCCAAAGAAUUGAAUCUAACCGUACCAAAGAUUCCUGAAGAUAUUUACAAGAGUCAUUUGGAUAAUUCUAAAUCCAUCUUUUCCAAUUCUGGUAUGGACUCAGCUCAACAAAAUUUAGCUGCCUCAUUUGUUAAUGGGUUUUUAAACUUAGGUUAUAGUAAUGACAAACUUAUUGUCGACAAUGAUAGUUGGGUAUAUAAGACAAAAGGUGACGGUAUGACCUCUGCUGUGGCUAGUAUUGGUUCAAUCUACCAAUGGAAUCUUGAUGGUUUACAACAGUUAGACAAAUAUUUGUAUGUUGAAGAGCCUGAAGUUAAAGCUGGUGCAUUAUUAGGUAUUGGUAUCUCUGCAGCUGGUGUCCAUGAUGCUGAUGUUGAGCCUGCAUUAUUAUUGCUGCAAGAUUAUGUUACCAAUACUAAUCCAAAGAUUAGCUCCGCAGCUAUCCUGGGUCUAGGUAUUUCCUUUGCAGGCAGUAGAAAUGAAGAAGUUUUAGGUCUUUUAUUACCAUUGGCUGCUGAUACAUCUUUACCACUAGAAACAUCUACAAUGGCUUGUUUGGCUUUAUCUCAUAUAUUUGUUGGUACAUGUAAUGGUGAUAUUACUACAUCUAUAAUGGAUAACUUCUUAGAACGUACUACCACAGAAUUGAAAUCUGAAUGGGUUAGAUUCUUAGCGUUAUCUUUAGGUUUAUUAUAUUUACAACAAGGUGAACAAGUAGAUGAUGUUAUGGAAACUUUGACCGCUAUAGAACAUCCAAUGACAUCUGCUAUUGAAGUAUUAAUUAAUGCAUGUGCUUACACUGGUACUGGUGAUGUAUUAUUAAUCCAAGAUUUAUUACAUCGUUUGACUCCAAAGGCUGUAAAUAAAACAGAUGAAGAAGAAGAGAGUGAUAACGAAGAACAAGCUAAUAGUAUAAGUGACUUCUUAGGUACCAAAGACAAUGAAGAUAUAGGAGCAACUGAAGACAACGAAACAACCCCUGCAGAAAAUGCUACAGGAGAUAACAACAGCAACGAUACCACAAAUAAUAACAAUAAUGCAGACGGUGAUGAUGAUGCUAUGGAUGUUGACCAAGAGGAUUCUAAACCUGAAGAUACAAAGACUGAAAGUGCAGGUAAGACCACAGAAGAAGAAAAGGAAUCAGGGACUGCCGAAGAGGAAGGUGAAGAAGAAAAAGAAGCUGGCUUAAUCGAAGAAUCCUGUUUUGCUGUUCUUGGUAUUGCAUUGAUUGCCAUUGGUGAAGAUAUUGGUAAAGAAAUGUCAUUACGUCAUUUCGGUCACCUAAUGCAUUAUGGUAAUGAAUAUAUUCGUCGUAUGGUUCCAUUAGCGAUGGGUUUAGUCUCUGUAGCAGACCCACAAAUGAAGGUUUUUGAUACAUUAACUCGUUUCUCACAUGACCCAGAUUUGGAUGUCUCAAUGAAUUCUAUCUUUGCUAUGGGUCUUUGUGGUGUUGGUACAAAUAAUGCAAGAUUAGCACAAUUAUUAAGACAAUUAGCCAGUUAUUAUUCUCGUGAACAAGAUGCAUUAUUUAUUACAAGAUUAGCACAAGGUUUAGUUCAUUUAGGUAAAGGUACAAUGACAAUGGAUAUAUACAACGAUGCAAAUGUUCUUAAUAAGACUACUUUAGCCUCUCUAUUGACUGUGUUGACUGGUCUUGUAUCACCAACAUUCAUGUUAGAACAUCAUCAAUUAUUCUAUAUGAUGAAUAGUGGUAUUAGACCUAAAUUCAUUAUAACUUUAGAUGAAGAAGGUGAACCACUAAAGGUUAAUGUUCGUGUUGGUCAAGCUGUGGAGACAGUGGGUCAAGCAGGUAAGCCAAAAACCAUUACAGGUUGGAUUACACAAUCUACUCCUGUAUUAUUAGGUCAUGGAGAAAGAGCGGAACUUGAAAAUGAUGAAUAUAUCAGUUACACCAGUAACAUAGAAGGUGUUGUGAUCCUAAGAAAGAAUCCGGACUUCGAAGCUGAAGAAUAA